GGACAUUGGUCAGUCUAAAACGCCGACCAUUCUAUAACGUCGCGAUGAUGAUAUUUCCAUUCCAAUAGUGAAAAAAAACCUCGAAAUGGGGCAGACAUCCAAUUGUUAGUUUUUUAAUAUCCCCAACAGAACCGUCAAAAAAUGCCCCCUGCGCCAUUCAAUCCCUCCGGAGACCCUGAAGAGGACAUCGCCUUCAAGGUGCUGAACCAGGACAACCUGCCCAUGGCUAUUAUCGGAGAACCCAUUCUCAAACCGUUCGACAAAUCCAAGCCCAAUGUGAUUGUCCACCCUACCAGGAGAAUCAACACCAAUAUUCUGGAUAGCUCAAAAAGCGAACUAGUGGCUAAAUCCAAUGAUUGCUUGAAUAGCCAUAAUAUCAAUAAAAAUAAUAAUUAUAAUAAUGAUAAAAGCAUCAGGAAGAGUACCAGUAACUCUUACAACAACAUCGAUGUCAAGAUGAAGAUUGAUGAUUUGAAUAAGUUCACGACAACGUUAGAUUUGAAACUGAAAAGACUGCAGAAAGAAGAAUUGACGAAUCGCCAAAACAAGAAAUCUCCGACAGAAAACUUGGCGCCGAAAAAACCGUUUGUAACGACGGUGAAAAAGGGACAAUUUCUCGAGCCCCCUGCUGAAAUCGUCAUAAAAUCGGAAGAGCAACACUCCGAGCAGAAAAAAGCCAAGGAAGGAAAAAAACUGUACGCGUUCGCUAGUAGACCGAGAGUACUCAGUAGGACGCCACCCAAGAGUGUUCAUCAAACCAGAUGUGAUGCGGCUGCUAGAGCUCACGCAAAGCUUGUGGGGACUGUGGUGGGAAUCAGAACGGAGGAAAAAAAUACCGGAUUUUCGCCAUCAAAUGAGAAUGUUUCAGACAGACGAGUUGGCCACCAAAGUUACCAACAAGUGAAUACCGAAAUUGGAUCCCGGGCGAGUGAAGCGAAAAGACGAUCCUUGGCCAGAAAAAGAGCAAAAAAUCAACAAUUCAAAUCAUCACAAAUAGGUGUGAGUCCCUCUCAGGCAAUUCAAGGAAUAGAAACAUACAGUAUAGAUCAAGUUCAGAAGACCUUUGCUGAUCUGAAAUUAGCCGAUAUUGGUACACAAACCGAAAAAAGCGAAACUGGACCCAAUGAAUUAUUGAAAAGUGAUGCAGAAACACAGAUUUAUCCUGGAGAUCUGUAUGAUUUUGAAAAAGAAGUGCAGCCUGUGAUAGAAGUGUUGGUGGGACGGACCAUAGAGCAGGCCCUCAUUGAAGUUCUGGAGGAGGAGGAGCUGGCAGCACUGAAGGAGCAGCAGAGGCGAUUCAUUGACAUGAUGUCCAAUGAAACAGCUGAAAGUAUGAGAAUGGCAAAACUGAACCAAGUGAAAAAACAUGAGGAAAUUGAAAGACAGAUGGUGACUGCCACAGUGGCACAACAUAAUUACAGACCACAGCUGAUCACUUCAGCCUAACUGAACUACUUUUUGAUUAGUCAGAGACAAAUCCAGCCUGAAAUGAAAUUGUGCAAGAAAAUCAUUUAUUUUUGUAGAAUCAUCAUUUAGCUCCAUCAAGAUUGAAUGAAUACAGGGUGUCAUCUAAAAGGAGGUCAAUCCAUUAACCACAU
Phaedon cochleariae (mustard beetle) is the source of this 1598-nucleotide messenger RNA. NCBI's taxonomy places the organism in Eukaryota, Metazoa, Arthropoda, Insecta, Coleoptera, Chrysomelidae. The record is from the annotation of a GenBank genome assembly.